Daktulosphaira vitifoliae (grape phylloxera) is the source of this 4626-nucleotide messenger RNA. RefSeq names its product ankyrin-3-like. The record is from RefSeq and is a predicted model, not a curated record. The transcript is spliced from 24 exons. Bases 857 to 4366 code for a protein of 1169 amino acids. Gene Ontology annotation, biological process: neuronal action potential; negative regulation of delayed rectifier potassium channel activity. Gene Ontology annotation, molecular function: transmembrane transporter binding. NCBI's taxonomy places the organism in Eukaryota, Metazoa, Arthropoda, Insecta, Hemiptera, Phylloxeridae. Gene Ontology annotation, cellular component: axon initial segment; synapse; membrane.
CUGGAGCCGUGGGUUUCGUAUUCUCACGGCAUUCAUGUAUUAAGGACGUGUUCUAUGUAAUGCAUUUCAACAGCAAUAACCGGAGUUAUAGUUAAGUAGUCGUAGUGCACUUAUUUCAACAAAUGUAUUUAAUGAUUGUUAGAGCUAUCGUGUAAGAAGACAAUAUGUCAUGACCUCGUUAAACAUUUUAUAUUUAUUCGCCCUACAGUCUCAGCUGUGACUAUGGAUCAAAAUCAGGAAAAACCACCAAAAAAAGGGAUGAUCUCAGAAACAAUUUAUCAUGUACGCGUCUGGUAGUCAUCAAAAUACACAACGAUUUUUCCCAUAAUACAACUUAUAUGUAUUUACAUCGAAUGACAUCAAGUAAUUUUGUAAUGCUCCUGAUAAUGUAAAUGUGAUAAUGCAGCAACACAAUUUAAAUGAAGAAAUGCGCAUUAUUUAAUUAUAUUUAGUUAUAAUAUUCUCGUUGUUAUAACUACGCUUGAACCACUAUGAGGUGUCUUCAUCAAUGCAAGAGCCCCGCCGAAAGCCUUAUGCGCAAAGUUUUUAUUUAUAUCAAUGCUAUUUUUACGGUCCUGCAUGCUAACACAUCGCGCAUAUAGAAACGUUCUCGUAGAAAUUAUUACUGAGUAUACACGAAUUCCUCGUCCGGAGAUUUUCUGUCGUUGUUGUAUGGAAUGCACAACGGGUCCAGUGCAUCGCCACUGAAUAUCAGCUGAUAUUAUUGACGUGUCGCAGGAAUAAUAAAACCAAAAAAUUAAACUUUAAAUUAAAAAAGUGUAAAACUUUUACUUUAAAUUAUCGAUUAAAAAAAAAAUUUAGUUCGUUAAAAUUUAAUUGAUAAAUCAGAAAUAAUAUGCCCAGCAAGCAGUUCCUAUCGACCCUCAGCAUCAACUCGGAUGGUGGUACCUCUUCGUUUCUUAGAGCAGCUCGUUCUGGAAAUCUCGAUAAAGUAAUAGAACAUCUGAAAAAUAAAAUUGAUAUUAACACAUCAAACUCUAAUGGUUUAAACGCUUUACAUCUGGCAUCUAAAGAUGGUCACUUAGAAAUUGUCCGAGAGCUUUUAAAGAGAGGUGCUAAUGUUAACUCUGCAACAAAGAAAGGAAAUACAGCUCUUCAUAUUGCUUCUUUAGCCGGCCAAUAUGACGUAGUAGUUACUCUUGUUGAAAAUGGUGCUAUAGUCAAUGUGCAAAGUCAAAAUGGAUUUACUCCUUUGUAUAUGGGCGCUCAAGAAAAUCACGAUAGAGUUGUUAAAUAUUUAUUAGCAAAUGGAGCCAACCAAAAUUUAGCAACCGAGGAUGGAUUUACUCCGUGUGCUGUUGCGAUGCAACAGGGUCACGAGAAAGUGGUAACAGUGUUAUUGGAAAAUGAUACUAAGGGUAAAGUUCGUCUACCUGCGUUGCAUAUUGCAGCAAAGAAAGAUGACUGUAAAGCUGCUGAUCUACUCCUUCAAAACGACCAUAAUCCAGAUGUUACAUCCAAGAGUGGAUUCACUCCACUACACAUCGCUUCUCAUUAUGGAAACGAUGGUAUCGCUAAAUUACUUCUUACUAAAGGUGCUGAUGUAAAUUACUCAGCUAAACACAAUAUAACACCCUUACAUGUGGCAGCAAAAUGGGGGAAAAGCAACAUGGUAUCAUUAUUAUUAGAAAGUGGAGCCAACAUUGAAGCGAAAACAAGAGACGGACUGACUGCUUUGCACUGUGCCGCAAGAUCGGGACACGAACAAGUUAUAGAUAUGUUAUUACAAAGAAACGCUCCGAUAAGUUCUAAGACAAAGAAUGGUUUAACAUCACUUCACAUGGCUGCUCAAGGUGAUCACGUAGAGGCGGCUAAAGUUUUGCUGAAUAAUAAUGCUCCUGUAGACGAUGUAACCGUGGACUAUUUGACAGGUCUUCAUGUGGCUGCUCAUUGUGGACACAUACGAGUAGCUAAGCUCUUACUGGAAAAACAUGCAGACCCGGAUGCCAGAGCCCUUAAUGGUUUUACACCAUUGCAUAUCGCGUGUAAGAAAAAUCGCAUUAAGGUAGUUGAACUACUUCUCAAAUAUAACGCUAGCCUUGAGGCUACCACUGAAUCUGGACUAACUCCCUUGCAUGUUGCAAGCUUCAUGGGUUGCAUGAACAUAGUUAUAUUUUUAUUACAACACGAAGCUAAUUCAGAUUUACCAACUGUAAGAGGAGAAACACCAUUGCAUUUAGCUGCACGAGCUAAUCAGACCGAUAUAAUACGGAUAUUGCUUCGAAAUGGAGCUCAAGUUGACGCUAGAGCAAGGGAAAAACAAACACCUUUGCAUAUCGCCUCAAGACUUGGUAAUGUGGACAUUGUAAUGUUACUAUUAGCGCAUGGGGCAGCAGUUGAUUCAACUACAAAAGACUUGUAUACUGCUUUACAUAUAGCUUCUAAGGAAGGCCAAGAGGAGGUUGCAUCAGUGUUGUUGGAUAAUGAAGCCUCAGUGAUAGCAACAACAAAAAAAGGUUUUACCCCAUUACACUUGUCGUCUAAAUAUGGAAACAUUAAGGUGACUAAAUUAUUACUUCAAAAAGAAGCUCCUGUCGAUGCUCAGGGAAAGAAUGGUGUAACUCCGUUACAUGUAGCAAGUCACUAUGAUCAUCAAGCUGUAGCAUUGAUGUUAUUAGAUAAACAAGCUUCACCUCACGCAGCAGCAAAAAAUGGCCAUACUCCUCUACACAUUGCAGCAAAGAAAAAUCAAAUGGAUAUAGCAAAUACUUUAUUGGAUUAUGGAGCAAAAACAAAUACUGAAUCUAAAGCUGGAUUUACACCUCUUCAUUUGAGUACGCUAGAAGGAAAUGUCGAAAUGUCUACAUUACUACUAAACCAUAAUGCAGACCCUAAUUCCAAAUCAAAGAAUGGUUUAACCCCAUUACAUUUAUGUGCUCAAGAAGAUAAGCAUAAAAUAGCUGUUGUAUUGGAUAAUUACCAUGCAGAUAUUAAUUCAGAAACUAAGACUGGGUUUACUCCCCUACACGUAGCUUGUCACUUUGGUCAGCUAAAUAUGGUAAGAUUUUUAACAUCUCGUCAAGGAAUAAACUUAAACGCAGUUACAUCUUCUGGGUAUACACCUCUUCAUCAAGCGGCUCAACAGGGUCAUUCGACUAUUGUUAGUCAUUUAUUGGAGAAAGGAGCAGAUCCUAACUUAUUGACAAACCAAGGACAAACACCCCUAUCUAUUUCUCAAAAGCUAGGUUACAUUAGUGUUGUUGAAGCGUUGAAAAACGUCACAAAAGCUAAACCAACUUCAACAUCCGAUGAAAAAUAUAAAGUUAAUGCGCCAGAAACUAUGCAAGAAACGUUUAUGUCUGAUUCAGAAGAUGAAGGUGGUGACGUUUUACAAAGCGGAAGCGUCGAGUACGGUCUCAACACUAAGGCUCCGCCGAUAGACAGUGUAAUCGCAUCGUCACGAGAGGAAACCUUGAUAAAUGAGCAGUCUUAUAGAUAUUUGACGGGAGAAGAAAUGAAAGGUUUCGGUGACGAAUCGGCUCCUAUUGACGUCACCCGGGACGAACGAUGUGAUGCUAACACCGCUGCACCUCCUUCGUCAAUAGAUGAUAUUAUAAGUCCGCAAACCGUUUAUGACCAAUACAGUGGACCAGUGGAUAACAUCGACAUAGUUAAAUAUCCUCCUCAUAUUGGUCGUCUGCAAUGGAAAACAUUUUUGGUGAGUUUCUUGGUGGAUGCACGAGGAGGAGCUAUGCGGGGUUGUCGCCAUAGUGGAGUACGUGUAAUAGUUCCACCACGCCGGGCGUCAAUGCCAACACGUGUCACCUGUCGAUAUUUAAGACGCGAAAAGCUAGUACAUCCUCCUCCGUUGAUGGAAGGUGAAUCUCUGGCUAGCAGAAUAUUGGAAUUAGGACCCGUUGGAGCAAAAUUCUUGGGACCAGUAAUGAUUGAAGUGCCGAACUUUGGAUCUAUGCGUGGAUCUGAAAGAGAAAUUGUUGUUCUGCGAUCCGAUAAUGGAGAAACUUGGAAAGAACACACGGUGGAAGUGACUGAUGAAAUAGUGAAAGAUAUACUUGGAUAUAAUUUUGAUAAAGAAGAUCGUGAUCCAUGGCAUUCGGGCAAUCGAUUAACAAGAAUUGUUACCACUGAAUUUCCUCAUUACUUUGCAAUUGUGUCCCGUGUAAAACAAGAAGUGCACGCGAUUGGUCCUGAGGGAGGAGUGGUAUCGUCAACGGUGGUGCCUCAAGUUCAGGCGGCGUUUCCACAAGGAGCGCUCACUAAGCGUAUUAAAGUCGGCCUACAGGUAAACUUGUUUAAACCGCGACGAAACGUGGCCAGCACGUGCCUAAAGAAAAUAUCUGUGAACCACGUGCCAAAAAAAAAACGGUUCUCGCUGAUGUGGUAAACAUUAAUAUAACUAUUUAAAAUCAAACAAAAAUUAUGACCGAACUCAAAAUUUUAAACUGUUUCCUUUACUCACGCUUCAUAUUAAAGUCACUAAAAUAAAAUUCUUUUUCAUUUUGCCAUCUAGUUAUUUUACCUAAAAUAAAUAUUACUCUAGUCAUGAAUUACGUAAACAAUGAACUUCAUUCUGGUUAUUUUUUUAAAGUUCAGUGAAACUUACGAUGGUAAAUAUUUAAGUAACCACAAUUCUUUCGAAUUAUU